Eupeodes corollae is the source of this 594-nucleotide messenger RNA. RefSeq lists its product as uncharacterized. The record is from RefSeq and is a predicted model, not a curated record. The coding region runs from base 60 to 467 and encodes 135 amino acids. The transcript is spliced from 3 exons. NCBI's taxonomy places the organism in Eukaryota, Metazoa, Arthropoda, Insecta, Diptera, Syrphidae.
UUGCAGUUGGUGGUUGCAAAGAUACUAUUCGAGCACCAGAAGAGUUUUAAAUAUUUAAAAUGUCCAAAUAUUUUUUUAUUGCUUUUCUAAUAGUCAUAAUUGGAAGCGUCAUCUCCAAUGCAUAUAAAACAACCCAAAUAAGAGAGGAAUCGGUUCUUAUUCGGCCAAGACGAGAUACAUCAGAAGAACAACCACUGGAAACCAAUGCUAAUGGAAAGGAUGCCGCAGAUGGAACUAAUCAAGGUCUUCUUGCUUCGUAUUGGAAUAGUUUCCUAAAGAGAGCUCGUCUACCGCGCCCAAGUUGGAAUAUAACAAAUCCUUUAUCCAAUUUAUUCAAUCCCUAUGUGGUUGAAGUCGAUUAUCCUCCAGAAAAUUCCAAACCACAGCAACUGAAUGGCAAGCCACAUCUUAUUUUGCUUGAUCCUGAAACACAACAAUAUUACAAGGUGCAACCAGUUCCUUCAUAGAGGUACAAAUUGGUAACUUAUUAGUGAUAUAUAUUAUCAUAAAUUAUGCAUUGAUUUAUUUAUUUAUAACAUUAAAAAUUCACUCAAAACCAAUAUAAUUAAUAAAAAAAAACUUUGAAAAAAUACA